This is a messenger RNA of Caenorhabditis auriculariae, 741 nucleotides long. The record is from the annotation of a GenBank genome assembly. NCBI's taxonomy places the organism in Eukaryota, Metazoa, Nematoda, Chromadorea, Rhabditida, Rhabditidae.
AUGAAGCAGACGGUCGCGUACUUUCUUCUGAUCACUGUUUUCUCCGUUUCCAGAUGUGCUAUUUUUGUUGAGCAGGUUUGAGAGAAACAAUACUAAGCAUGUAUAAUAUACUGAAACCCUAUGAAAAAAAGUUUGAAUUGUCAUCGAUAAAAAAAUUGAGAAAAAAAUGAAGAGACAUAAUUUACUUGAAAUGGAAAAAUGGAAACUAAACAAGAGGGAAGGUUUAUUGAGUACUUGAAAGUUCGAAAAAUUCAGCCGAGUUUGAAAGAAACUAUCUUCAUAAUUUUCCCUUCGUCUCCUUGUUGAACCCAAUUUAGGAAAUUAAGUUUUUCAAUAUUUGAAUUUUUGCAAGUAGCAAUUCCGAAGAUUCCCUAUCUAUAGAAAGGUAGUCGGGAAAAUCUCCAUAGGUAUUUAAACCUCUAGGGUGUUAGAGUAAAAAAGAGAAAACUCACAAGGUUUCAUGAGAAUUGAUGUCGUUUUUGGAAAUAGCGAGAAUGCACUCCAAAAAAGUCGAAGUAAUUUAGAGCGACUUACCGGGAUGGCAGUCUGAAGACGCCUACUUUGUGUACCCACAACAGUGAGCUUUCAUUCUCAAACUCAUCUUUCUUUUGAGCUUACAGAUUCCAAGUGAAGCGAUCUCUUGGCCGCAACUGCUUGUUGACGAUCAGCGGCUGUUUCACGACCUCCCAGCAACAACGUUACCGCAAAUACAUGGAGAACGUGCGGUUUCUCUCACAAUGA